Racocetra persica is the source of this 479-nucleotide messenger RNA. The record is from the annotation of a GenBank genome assembly. Lineage: Eukaryota; Fungi; Glomeromycota; Glomeromycetes; Diversisporales; Gigasporaceae.
AAUUAGUAUCAAUAUCAGAUAGAUCACAGUCAUUUAUUUCAAUAACAUUAGCAAAAGCAUUUACUGAAUCAACAAUAUUAAAUUCAUUAUCACCAAAUUUACAACACAAAAAAGAUAAUCGAUUACAACAAGAAAAUUAUAGAGCAACAAAAGCAAUUCAACAAGCAAAUAGAUAUAGAAAUAUUGCAAGAUGUACUUUGAAUGGUUUUAAUUUUGAAUUAGAAGAUAGUUUUGAUCUUUCUAUUUGGCAACAUAAGCUUAGUAAUUUGGAUAUCAGAUCAUUACUUGAACCACCUCUACUGGCUAUAUCACAGUUAUUAACUGGAUUUGAUAUUACUACUGCAUCUCCAAAUUUAAAUUUGAAUAUGAUGAGAUCUUUGCAAGCUAAACUUGAUCAUAUUAAUCCUUUUGUUCAAAUAUUUCAAAGUGCUGGACAGCAGGCUACAAGAAAUUCUGCUUUAAAAUUAAAAAUUUCUAAU